AUGCGGGCCGCGCCGCAGGAAGGGGCGGAGCGCGGCGGGGCGUUGGGCGGCCGCGCCGCGGAGAUGAGCGGGGCCGGGGCCGCGCUGCGCGGGUACGGAGCGGAGCUGCGGGACGGGCUGGCGGAGCUGCGCGCCCGGCGGGACGAGCUGAGCGGGCGGAUCCGGGAGCGGGAGGCGGAGCGGAGCCGGCUGCAGCGCCGCAUCUGGGCGCUCACCGAGCGGCUGGCGGGCACCAGCGAGAGCCUGGCCCGGGACCUGGCAGCCCGCGCGGAGCUGGACCGGACCAUAGCCGAGACAGAGGUGGCCUGCGGCCAGAUCCUGGAGAGUUCUCAGGCAUUGCUGGAUACCCUGGAGGAAGGACCUGGGAAUGCUGGUAAAGGCAGCGAGCAGCAAAGCACUUCAAAAGAAAAACAAGCACAUGAACAAAAGCGUUCCUAAACUCGUUCUUCAGCCCGGACAGCCCUGCUGGUCUGGGACAGCUCCUGCUCUGGUGCAAGGGUGCCACGUGUAAUAAAGGUCCUUGUCCUGACGACUUCCCUU
Pezoporus flaviventris is the source of this 540-nucleotide messenger RNA. Its product is annotated as microtubule nucleation factor SSNA1-like. Gene Ontology annotation, cellular component: ciliary basal body; centrosome. Lineage: Eukaryota; Metazoa; Chordata; Aves; Psittaciformes; Psittacidae. The record is from RefSeq and is a predicted model, not a curated record.